This is a messenger RNA of Ceratina calcarata, 8291 nucleotides long. RefSeq names its product thyrotroph embryonic factor. Gene Ontology annotation, molecular function: DNA-binding transcription factor activity, RNA polymerase II-specific; RNA polymerase II cis-regulatory region sequence-specific DNA binding. The record is from RefSeq and is a predicted model, not a curated record. Bases 1347 to 2513 code for a protein of 388 amino acids. The transcript has 7 exons. Gene Ontology annotation, cellular component: nucleus. Gene Ontology annotation, biological process: regulation of transcription by RNA polymerase II. Lineage: Eukaryota; Metazoa; Arthropoda; Insecta; Hymenoptera; Apidae.
UCAUCCUCGAGCCUCUUCGGGCUCUCUACGCGCGCCGCGUCCAUCCUUCCUCGCGUCGCGAUUAACCGCGAGAACCACCGGGUGAAACACUCUCUCAACAGCAAUACAUUCUUUUGUUAGAUUAUCUGUCGUUCCUCUGCGCAACGUCUCCGUUCUCUCUUGUCCAAGGAACCUAAGAAAAGGGAACGUUCUCGUUUACACAUACAUGUUUUGACUUCGCCUGUAAGCGUCGUAUACGCCUCUGUGUAUACAAUAGGCAACGUGCAUGUAUGCAAUAAUGUAUAUGCAUUUAUGUAUCCAUGCAUGUAAACGCGAGGGUGUCCGCGUAUGUGUGAUUCCAAUGUGGCGUGAUGAGCCGAUUUAGUUUACUCGGAUUCAGGUGGUUUCGUUCUCGACUCGGACUUCCGUGCUUCAUCCGUCGCACGGUUAGUUCGUCCGUGCUUCCUCUGUUACGGAGUAUCUUAGUGAUUUGUGACCAUUAGGAUAGAAUGAAAGAGAAUUUUUUCGAGAAUCUGUUUCCUUUCAUGGAAGGAGUUUGUUAAUAAAGUGGAUUAGGAAUCGGUCAUCGAUUGUUGUGACAAUUGUUCCAUCUCCCGUCACACUUCUAUGUAACAAAGAACAGUGAAUUAUUACUUGUCGAUGAACCUAUUGAUCAUGAUUCAGUAUGGAAGUUUGUCAUGAUAUUCCUGGCAGAAAUAUUGCCCUGAAUCAUUUAGUAGUUCCUUCGUCUUCGAGUGUCAGCGCCAAUAAGACACGAAUGGAAUCUAAAAUAACUCCGCUGUUUUCAUUGCUGGUCCAAAAGUUGAUCGAAUUAUUAUUAGAUUAGGAUUUUUCUGGCCAUUGUGCAAUAAUAAUAUAAUGGAGCUGCAAGGGCUGUGUCGCGAUUUUUUCCCGCAGAUUCGAGAUUUUGCCAGUUAAAAUCAAUAUGACACUCUUACAAAAGAACACCGAUUUUCAAUCAUAAUUGUAAACUCACUCGCGUCAACUGUAUUUGAAUUCGGCGUUUGGUAUGUGUAGGUUUGUGUGUGUAGGUUUUUUAUUCGUUCUCUAAAAAAAUUUCUAGUCCGUCGCAUAUUUUUACUGUCUAUGGAAAUUCGAAUUUCUCCGUCGAUCUCCAACGCAAUUUAGAACGAUCAAACAGUAAUUCGUCUGACAUCGGGAAACCGUUGGGAAGUGUCAGUGUCCGGUCAAGUACAAUUUAAAUCUUGUACCCCAAGAAUCGGGUGACGCACACUCGAAGAUAACGUCGAGUUCUCAAUGACGGAGUGAAACGUUUCGAAGGACUAACGGUCAGAGUGAAGUGGGACCGCGAUUAAACUCGCAUAGGGAGUCGAUCAACGACACGAAUGGGGAGCGAAGAAGGAGACGGUAUGCCGAGUGUAGAUGCGACCGCUUCUUGGCAACAAUAUUACACCUGGUGCGGCCCGUACACGCACCCACCGCAUUCCCAUUCGCACCCUCACGGUCCGUCGACGGGCCAGCAGCCGCAUACCAACGGUCCGCAUCCACACUUUCACCAUCAGAGUCAUCUUAAUCAGUACCAGCCGAGUCAGUACCAGCCAGAGCAGCAGCAACAGCAGCAGCAACAGCAGCAAUCGUUGGGAGCAUCUACCGCGAAUGCGUCCACCCACUAUCCGACCCCUCAGUAUCACCUGCAGUUACAACCCUCCCAGACGCCACCUCUGCACCAACAGCAACAGUUUCAUCCUGCUAGGAGCCAGUCGGCGCCCAGGAGACCUCCUUAUGACCGAACAGGUGACCCCAUGAUAACAUCCUCUCUGAAGGGGAAACAAGGCAAAGAUGGACCAGAGGAGAAGAAGGACGCGGACGGAGAGCUGUGGGGCAACGUGGAAGCGCAGGCCGCCUUCCUCGGCCCGAACCUCUGGGACAAAACUCUGCCCUAUGAUGCCGACCUGAAGGUAUUGAACCAUUACGUGGAUCUUGACGAAUUUCUAUCUGAGAAUGGUAUCCCCGUGGACGGCGUGGCCGGCGGCGGUCAGGGCACGAUGCAGAGCGGGCAGCUGCACAAGAUGAACAACACGGAGACGGCCGGGCACCAAGGACCGGCCGGACUCCAACCGGUCACCAAACGCGAGAGAUCACCCUCGCCGAGCGAGUGUUGCUCGCCCGACACGAUGAACCCUCCCUCGCCCGCCGAUUCCACGCUUUCGAUGGCCUCAUCGGGGCGAGACUUCGAUCCACGCACCCGGGCCUUCUCCGACGAGGAGCUCAAACCGCAACCGAUGAUCAAGAAGUCACGAAAGCAGGAUCCGGCGAUGACCGCGCAGUUCGUUCCGGAUGACCUGAAAGAUGACAAAUACUGGGCGCGUCGUAGGAAGAAUAACAUGGCAGCGAAACGAUCACGGGACGCACGCCGCAUGAAGGAGAACCAGAUCGCUCUCAGGGCCGGCUUCCUCGAGAAAGAAAACAUGGGCCUGCGGCAGGAGCUGGACCGGUUAAAGAACGAGAACAUGCUGCUGCGCGACAAGCUGAGCAAAUACACGGACGUGUAACAGUACGCCGACCAGCAGCAACAGGCAACGGCUCGUCGCGCUAUCAAAGAAGAUGCAGACACGAGCGUACGUUGUGCCAGCAGCAGCAGCAGCAGCAGCUCCUCCCACACACACACCAAUAGUCGCAGCACUUAGGUUUUCUUCUUCGCCAGUCCGGACGAAAGAAGAAUUGAUUAAUUAAGAAAAAGUAACAAAAAAAGAAUACGUGAGAAGAAGAAGGAAAGGAAGAAGCGCGCCGAAUCGCAAGACCACCCCCUCUCCGUGAAAUUUGUAAAACCCAGACGAAUCCCCUUUCGAUUCCAGUGGACCCGAACCUAAAGGAUAGAACGCAUUCUGUUUAAAUAAUUUCAUCCAUCCUCUUCUCAGUUCCGUUCGCACGCGCGUACCCCCAUAUUUCUCUCGAUCCCGUUCCCUCUUUCCUCCCUCUCCCACGGACCCCGUGAAAAUUCAUGGACUCCCUGAUUUAAAAGAAAAGUGUACAUAGAUAUAUGCAUAGUUAGAUUAUAUAUAAUGUAUGUAUACACACGCGUUUUACGUACACGACCGGAGUGCGUACGUGUACGUCUGUCUGUAAGUGUGACUCUGUGCGCGCCUGUACGCAUGCACACGUGUACGUAUUUUAAGUACGCGUAAACGUGAUUUGAGUUCGAGAUUUGCACGCUGGAUAGAAAGAAAGAAGAACGGUUGUCACGUGACACGUGAACAAGGGCGUCGACGAAACUUUCGGACGCGUGCGGAGGAUCGAUGAAAAUCGAGCAUUCGAGGAUAACAGUUCGGCAUCUCCGUUCCAUUGAAAUCGAUCCUUCAGAAACGUUUCACGUUUGAUCGACGCCUCGUGUACAAGAAACGCGUUCGCGAUUUAUCUAUACGCGGUGGCGCCCGCUCAACGUUCGAAACGUGGGCACCGCUAGGACUCAUCGUGAUUUCGAUCAGGCGUUUUGAAAGCGUGAGCAUUCGGCAUAAGUUCGUCGAUACCGUUCGGGUAUCGUGAAUGUGAUGGUCAACAUUAAAGUGAUUCCAUUAUUCUGGGACUUGUCUAAUAGGAUAUCGAUUCCAAUAAUCGUCAAAGCGUCGAGCGAGUCAGCGUACCGAUGUCCCAUUUUUGAUCGGGUAGAUAAGAUGCGCCACGGUGAGCGGGUACCACUGCAAAAACGCGGAGAGACACACGCAUACACGUAUACACGCGGGACAUGAUCGGUGCGCGUGCCAAUUGAAUAAUGUAUAAAACGCGAAUCUGAAUCGCUGUCGGGUGCGCAGGUAAGUAUUCUCCUCCGGACACCUAUCUAUGAAACUUUUCCUUCGCGCCGGGCACGUCAAUCAAUUCGAUCGAGACUUUCCAUCGAUCGCGUCGUCGCGCAGCUUCGAAAGUCAUUCUGUUUCUCUUUCGACUUCGAGGAUUCGCUUCUUUCCUAGUAAUCUUAAAAAUUCGCAUAUGAAGAAUCGUGUCGGUGCAAUUUAUCGUUCGAUGUAAGAAUCUGUAAUAUACGUUUAAAAGUGUCGAUACCAGUUGAACACCCUAGGAAAAUGAAUUUAUUUUUUUAAAGUAAUUCGAAUCGAUGAAUUAUUUAACGAAUCUCUACGAUGCAGCGUUACAAGCGUCGAAGUGCUGGAAACGAGAUCUUCGAACAAAAGCGUGUACGAACAUUCGGCACGCGCACCAAAAUCAUCUGAUCAGUGUAAUCAACGAAAGAUAUUACGUUAUAGCAGACAUGCGCGCGAAUAAAUGAUAAAUAAUUGGGAACGAAAACCGCGAGCGGUCCUUAAACCGUUAGUCACGUGCUGGCUCCGAGUAAUUCAGUUCGGUUCUUGCACGACGCGGCCCCACGUCCAAUCGCGGAUACUCUGCUAAUUUCGAUCGGUCCACCCUCGAGAAAUCCUGAUUAAUAUUUGUAUUUAAAUAUGGUUUUGUAAUAAGAUCGUGUAAAUACUUUUCAAAGGAUUCAUCGCGUUCUCAUAUUCCGAUAGCGGGUGAACCAGUUUUCUUCACAAAUAUUAUUUGUAAAUUAGCGAACGAUCUUUUGAUUUUAUAAAAUCAAUAUAAGAUUCAUUUUGCCAAUUGAAAAUCAUUCCAUUAUGGUACGGAACGUACAGUGUCUGCCUAAUCCUGAAAGUAUCCGUGAUCGGACGGUACGUUGGGCGUAGAAAGGUGGAUAAAAUUAGAGAAGAGAAAAUAAUAAGUUCGGAGAACGACGCUUUUCUGCGCACGGACUAGGAUCCUAGUUCUCUAAGAAACGUUUAAUUACCGUAGCGUAUCCCACAAGUGGUGAUGGUACAGAUACACACAAACACACAUACACAUACAAGUGAUUCUAGUUGUUUCUAUCGAGUAAGGUAGAAGAUCAAGUGCUUCUUUUCUUUUUCAUAACGUCUACGAUCUAUCCUCAAUCUCUCUUUCUCUCUCUCUCUCUCUCUCUCACUCUCUGUCUCUCUCUAUCUCUCUGUUCAUACUUCUCUCGUACCGUUCUUUCUGUCUCUGUAUAACGUCUCGUUUCGUUGAUCUACGGCGCUCGGUCGUAUGCCACUCGAUGACGAUGAUGAAUCGCAUUUCGUUGAGCGACGGAUAGAAGGAAUUUGGUCGCUCCCGAUGCGGGAAAGCGUCACUUUAUCAUUUGUCGCGCUUCGACACGAUCGGUGGCUCGUCGAACAAUGGAUUCACGCAUUAUUUUCUUUUUAUAAACAUAGAGAUAUAUAUAUACAGGGUGAACUAUGAAUCGUGAUCAGUAGAGAUUAUUCUGUUACUAACUGUCCAAUCGCAAAUGUUUUUAUCAGGUAUAGCAUGGUUCCAAGAGAGCUCUCGCGUGAUUAUAGAAAACUCUCUUGAAACUAUGCUAUACCUGAUAAACACAUUUUCGAUCUAACUGAUAAUGCUAAUAACAAAGUAAUCUCUAUUGAUCAUGACUCCUGGUUCACCCUGUAUAUAUUUCUUGUUACCUUGUAAAUAUUUUUAACUAAGUACCACCGUAAAUGUACUACCAUUAGUUAUUUCGUAUCGCAAUCUAUAAUUGUAUAAAUCAAAAUUGUAGGGAGCUCGUAUAUCGGGACGUACUUCGUACUUUUUUAAUUGAUCAUUCAGAUGACAUCGUUCCAUUGUCAAUGAGGCCACGAUGAAGCAAACGUGCCGGUCGCGAGAUACACGAUCGUUGUUAAAGUAAUAAACGAAAACGAGCGAUGGGGAUAUUACCUUUAGGAACAAAGCGAUGCGUAUAUCUCUGUUCGUAGUUGCUUCCUCCGGUGAGAAUUCUAUUGGAAAAAUAGCGGAGACCACUUUCCGUGGCUGGAUAAAAGAAUAUAUAUGUACGUACACGCGCGGCUAAUGUUUUUGCGUAAACGUCGAUGCGUUCUAGUUAACGAUAAGCGAUUCUGCUCGUUGCAACGCUCACUGACAAUAAUCGAGUAUAAUUAUUAAAUAUACACAGACACAAAGGACACAUACACACGUUUUUUAGCAUUUUUCCCGGCGUUACUGAAUUCGGCAUUAAAACCACGUGUAUAUGCGUUUCAGAUUUUUUUAUAUUAAACGCCUAGUUGUUGAUUAUCAUUAAAAGGACGGCAAUAAGUAGCGAGAGCGUUGUACGAAUUCAAGCUUGAAUUAAUUUCGAACAUGUGCGUAUUAAAUUGAUUUCGUUUCGGAGAUUGAGAACUGCGUUACUUAUGAAGUGAUUGAAUUUCUGUACACACGUUUAUAAGUUCCUGAAAUUUUAUAAUUCGGAGAUUCUGAAUUAAAUAAUGACUAUUAUCGAUUUCGUCGAAGUCUUGAAUGAAAAUUAAUUAAUCUAUGAUUGACGAAUCGUUCAAAGCUCUGCGUUAGAAUCUACUUUGGUUUAAUAUCGUUACAGUGUCUCAUUCUAUUUUCGGUCAAUCGUCCAGUGGCUGACGAACAGAAGUGUAGAAACGAUUUUGUUACGAUUUCCCGAUUGAUUUUCGUCUGACCACUGACAACACGAAUUCUCGAAGAGCUUACGGAUACAUAGAUACGUAUAAAUCUAUAUUUGUAGAGGUGAACGAAGAAAUUAAUUUUAUAGAAGGCCUUGUCAAUGACAGACUCGCUUCCGAUUCGCAUGCAUCGUAUGCAAAACCGAUGUACGGAUGUAUGACGUUCGAAGUUGUAUACAUAUUUGUAUGUUACAUGUACGUAUGUACGAAACCAAACUUUGUACAUGCCCCUUUCGUUUGUUUCAUUUCUGUGACCUCGUCGAGCGUCGACUAGCGUUCUACGGUUGCCAAUUUUUUAAUCACUCAGCGACCCUCAAAAUAGUGAUUCCUCCUGUUACGAAAGUACAAGUUCAACGUUUUUUCUAAAAAAAUUCGUUCCUUCGAACGAAGUUAUUGUAUUAUUACACUUGUGUACAUGUAUAGAACACAGGUUCUGUAAAGUAUAAAUACUGAAAAUGAAGUAAAUUCGUAAACGCCCAAAGUAUGUACAUUAAUUUUGUUACGUCGAUUCUCUCGUUCAUAAGAAUCCAUCGAUGGGGUCGAUCGAAUCAUUUGCCUGAGGAUCGCUGGACAGGAGUUCGUGUAUGAUGAAGCGCGUCAUCCAGAAAAUUGUUUUACGCAUUGUUACAUUGUAUGCAUAUAUUUUCUUUUCUUUGCCGAGAUUUUAUGCACGUUGUAUAAAUAUAAUAUAAAAGAUAUUUUUGCGUAGAAGGCGAUAGAGACGGCGCGAAGCGUCGCGGGAGAUUUGCGAUUAAACGAUUGCUUUGUCAGUUCUUAGCGACCUUUUUGAUUGUCCAUUAAUGAGAAGCGAACAAAGGUGAAUCCUGUUGCUCGACCGAAAGGCAGGAAAUAAAAAUGUUUGAAGAACGAUUAAACGGAAGUAAUGGUGCACUAUCGAAAAUUCCACGCGUGAGAAACGUGAUAGAACUAUUCUGAUAUUUGUUUGACAAAAGUGGCUGUAGUAAAAGUGUCACAUGUUAUGUUCCCGGUAAGAACGCGUUACAAGCAUCUUCGCGCUCGGCCCUAUUUCCAUUUCUCAAACGCGUUCGAUCCUAUUCCUUUUCUUGGUACGGUGCCUAUCGUUUGAGAGACUCAUCGAGCAUAAAACGCGACGCAUCGUACGCGUCUAAUAGCCAGGAAUUCUUUUUAAUCAAAUAACCGGUAAUCGACGGUGUCCUAUGAUGUACGAUCACCACGAAGGUUCGUCUUAUUUUUGAAUCGCUGCAUCGAAUUCGCAAAAUUUCGAGGGGACAAAGAAAAGGAAGAGACACUCGUUCACGUUUCUCGAUGAUCGAUAUAUUUGUAUAAGUACCUACUAGUACAAGUUGCUAUUAAUUAAACUUACGUCGUAGCUUUGUAAGUGGCCGGUCUUGGGUCUCGGCACACGAGUUCAAGUUUUCAAACAAUGACAAAACAGUGAGGCGUGUGCUUCUCGGUCACGCGGUUAACCGAUGUAAACGUGGAAGAACGGGGGCGAUUAAUAAUAAUCGGGUACAGUUCGCAAAUUAGAAACGAGAAAUAAUUGUAACGGGGAGAUAUCGUAGAGAGGAAAAAUGUAGAGAACACAGGUAGGCGCAACUGACAGCUUUGCUCUAAUUAGGGUCUAACGACGAUGAUUAAACGAGGUAACGAAAAAAUGGUAAAGACGUAAAAACAUUUCAACGUAAACGGGAGAGUUCUUAGAUGACGUCGCCGCGUCCGUUUAAUUACAUCCGAUCCAUUUGAAACUAAAAUGAGAAGAACAAGGAAACAUGCAGUACACGCGAGGGUUUAAACACGACCACCAAAACGUCAAAGUGUAUCAUAUUUCGAGAAAUAUAUGUAUUUGUUAUUGUUUUCAUUGAA